UCGUCGAAGGUUGGGGGCGGGGUUUACCUACAUUUGUUAUGGAAGAUGUCAUUCGCCGCAAGAGCUAUGAUAGCUGCGUCAAAGUCAAAAGUAUUGAGCCUGGCAAGGGCAUCUACUCUCCUCCACGGCAGCAAUGUGGGCCACCGGCUUCCUCCAACUUCACUACCCCUUAACAAGGCGGGGAUUCAGCGCUACAGCACUUCAAACCAGGAGAUGCAAGCGGAGUCAAAUCCACCUGAAGAAACAGUAGUUCUCACUGAGUCAUGCGUGAAGAGACUAAGUGAGAUCACGGGGAAGGGAGAGUACCUGAGGAUACAUGUGGAGGGAGGAGGCUGCUCUGGGUUCCAGUACAAGUUUUCUAUUGAUGGUAACAAGAGCGAAGAUGACAGGGUUUUCCAACAGGGAGGAGUGGGCGUCAUCGUAGACCAGGACAGUCUGGAGUUUGUGAAAGGAGCCACUCUGGACUUUACCCAAGAGUUGAUCCGCUCGGCCUUCCUGGUGCUCAAGAAUCCUCAAGCCGAUCACGGCUGCUCCUGCGGAAGCUCCUUUUCAGUCAAACUAUGACUUUACUUAACUGCAUUAAAUAACUUAUUACCCACAUAUGCCUGUUUUUUUAGAAAAUUACAGGCACCUUUCAUUAUACUGAAUUCAAAUCUAUUCUGCCUAAACAGUGACCCUGGAAAUGA
Molecule: messenger RNA, 686 nt
Organism: Labrus bergylta (ballan wrasse)
Lineage: Eukaryota; Metazoa; Chordata; Actinopteri; Labriformes; Labridae
Gene: isca2
Product: iron-sulfur cluster assembly 2
Biological process (GO): iron-sulfur cluster assembly
Cellular component (GO): mitochondrion
Molecular function (GO): 4 iron, 4 sulfur cluster binding; iron ion binding; 2 iron, 2 sulfur cluster binding
Source: RefSeq, a predicted model, not a curated record